Molecule: messenger RNA, 2439 nt
Organism: Paraphaeosphaeria sporulosa
Lineage: Eukaryota; Fungi; Ascomycota; Dothideomycetes; Pleosporales; Didymosphaeriaceae
Exons: 5
Coding region: 1-2439 (812 amino acids)
Biological process (GO): regulation of DNA-templated transcription
Cellular component (GO): RSF complex
Source: RefSeq, a predicted model, not a curated record
AUGGUCGCGAGAAAGCGCGGUCGGGAUGAGAUGGAGACGGAAGCGCCAGUCGAGGAGCCGACCACGCUGCAGAAGCUACGCAACAUGUGGCAGUUCGCGAACCUGGCCCAAUACAUUUUCCUGUUCAAAGGGGCUCUGAAGAUUGACGAAGACUUCGGGAUUGAGGAACUAGAGACAGAAUGCCUCACGCCUCAGCCCUCGCAGAUGCUGGCCGCUAUCGGUCUUGCCCUGCUCAAGCAUGUCUCGUCGCACAAAGGCCUCACACCCGAGAUUUUUGAUGAAUACACGCGACGCCAGUUCGUGGCGAAAGCCCCGGCGCGCAACCCUUUCGGCACUGAGGAGGUUCCCAAUAGGUUUGACGACUUCGACGUCUUCACCAAGAUCAGAGUACUUCAACAACUGUCUGUCUGGACGCUGAACAACCCAAACACCAUCAGGGAACGGCUCAACCCGACUGAGGCGGAGCAAAUAGAUUGGCGCUUCAAUCCCUUCGGAUACGAUUCAAAAGGCCGCACAAUCUUCGUGCUUGAUGACAUGCGCAUGUAUCGCCGGACCGACGCGCCGCCCCCGCCGCCCCCCCAAAAAGCCAAGUCGAAAGCCAAAGCUCGCAAAUCGCGCUCGUCACGGACUUCCAAGAGGAGGAAGACUUCCACACCAGAGCCUGAGGAGCCUGAAGAGGUGGACGAAGUCACUGAGGGGAACGAUGCUGAAGCUGAGGACGAUGGCUUCGGCGGCAUGCAAUGGGAAUGUGUCUGCAUCACAUAUGAAGAUUACCAGGACUAUCUGACCGGCAUCCGCAAGAGCCGCCACCCCGAUGAGAAGCAAUUAUAUAAGGACCUAGAAGCAGACAUCAUACCGGAGCUUGCCAAGGUGGCAGAAGCCCAGGCCAGGAAAGAAGCCAAGAAGAUGAGGGAGCUUGAGACCCUUCAGAAGCUUGCUACCGCCAAACGUUCGUCAAGAAUCUCUGCGAAAAUGGACAGGCAACGGGAGAUCGAGGAGGCUGAAGAGGCAGCGCGGAAACGACAAGAAGAGAUUGCCAUGGCAAAAGCUGAACAAGAGAAGCAGCGUCAUAUGGAAGAUGCACAUGAGUCUCGCAGACAAACACGAGAGCAACGUAUUCGCGAGCGCGAGGCCCAAAAGAUCCUACAAGAAGAGAACCUCCGGAAAUUGGAAGAAGAUGAGAAGAAACUGGCUUCAGAGGAGGCAAGACUAUCCGAACGCCAUCUUACAGCACAGAUGAAGAAGGCCAAGAGAGAUCUAGAGAGACUGAAGGAGAAAGAGUACUGGCUUUUCGACUGUGAGAAGUGCGGGCUGAAUGGAGAAUGCAUCGAUGACGGCAAGCCCCAGAUUCAGUGCGACGAGAAAGAUGGAUGUGGCGUAUGGCAGCACUCGGCCUGUCACGGCAUAUCUGCAAAGCGGGCAGAGGCAGAGGAUUUCAAAUUUCUAUGCGCUUCAUGCACACGAAAGCAGCAAGCCGCAAAGGAACCUAAGCUUGCUCUUAAACUUAGACUAACAUCUGCCUCACCCAACGCGCAACGCACUCUGCAGACGAAUGGCACCGUGCCAAAGGAACCCUCUCAGCAGCUCAACGCCGUCGAAGUGCCCCCUCAACCGUUUCCUCAAUCCCCCGAACGUCCGUUCAAUCCUGGCCAUUCUCUGAUGAACGGUCCCAGUCUCUCGCCUCGAGGGCAAGCUCUUGGUCCUCCAGGUAUCCAGCGAUCAGAGGCAGCAUACGGUUCGCCAUUGAUACCUGCCGGCAGCAGUUCACCGACUCGCCCUCGGCAGCCCAGUGUACACGGUGGCGCCAAUGGAUUUCCCGGUUCAUCACCACCUAGGCUCCCUCCGCAUGCCAUCAGCUCCUUCAACAAUGGCACGCCGGGGUCACGCCAGAAUGGGAGUCCUUUCAACACCACAAACCCCUUUCAAUCGAAUUUCCACCCCACAUACAACAGCAGCUUCAGUCGACCCACGUCUGCUGCCGGCACCACAUCCUUUGGCUCUCCUGUAAAACAUUCUUCACCUCGUCCUGUCAACGGUGUGCCGAACGGCUACAACUUCACGAAUAGCCCUUACUCUUCCUUUCCCCCUAGCAAUGUCCAAGCUUCGGCUAUGUCCCCCAUAAAGCACAGCUCACCGCCGCCACCGCUUCCUCAGAUGUCAUCGCCGGCGCCAGCUCCUGUUUCAUUCAUUGCGCCAUCCCCAAGCCAGAUGCCUGCACAGAUAUUGCCGGAUCCAAUCCCUGCGCCGUUAAAGCAUGACGGCGCACGUCCGCCAUCGAGUCACGAGGUGUCAGAGACCCACGUAUUCCCGCCACUCAAGGCCUUAUCGCCAAUCGUUCCUCCUCAAAAUCUCAGUCCGCCCACGAAGAAGUCGUCGCCGGCACCACUACGGACAUACGACGCAUCAACGAACGGGAACCCUUUUGACAGCUCCAACUAG